This is a messenger RNA of Quercus robur (English oak), 1203 nucleotides long. RefSeq lists its product as uncharacterized. Bases 1 to 930 code for a protein of 309 amino acids. The record is from RefSeq and is a predicted model, not a curated record. The transcript has 2 exons. NCBI's taxonomy places the organism in Eukaryota, Viridiplantae, Streptophyta, Magnoliopsida, Fagales, Fagaceae.
AUGGAAGACGCAAAAAGAAGAGCUUUGAUCAAAUCCCAAGCCGUCAAGAAGAGGGAAUCCGGCGAGGUGGUACCUAAGGUGUCGGCUUCAGCCCCUAAGAGGAAACCGACAUCAAAAUCCGACCGUCCAUUUAAGCAACCAAAGGUCUCUCUUGAACCUGUGAUUGGUUUAAUGGCUGAGGGUAACAAGACCGUCACCCCAGCUAAGCAGGGGACGGGUAAAGGAUUGAUGACGGCCCCAGACGGUAAGCAAGAGAGACCUCCUUCCCUUCUCCGCGACGACUCCAAGUAUGCGUUGGAGAAGCUGUCGUCCAUCAUCACGGCGGAAGACUAUGAAGAUCUUGGAAACCACUCGACGGAGGCCAUGGGGGAGACGGGCCUCUUUGCCGUUGCUCAGUCCUUGGUCAUGAUGAAGGGAUUACUGGACCGGUGUCUCAACCGUGAGAGUACCUUGGACCGGGUGCGCGCGAAGGCGGAGCAGACGGAGGAAGAGCUCGGACAACUCCAUAAAUGGAGGUCCAAGAUGGAGAAGAAGCUGGAGCUUUCUGAGAAGGCAAGGAAAGAGCUGGAGGAGAAGACGGUUGCUGCGUUGACGGUCAUUGAGAAGAGGGAGGCGGAGAUUAAAGAACUCAAGGAAGAGAUCCGUCAUGUGAAAGAGGUAGCCGUCGAAGAGUACCGCAGCUCAGAGUCCUGCUUGGGCGAGCUGUCAGAUUCUUUCCUUCAAGGCUUCGAUGAUUCUCUCCGUCAGGUCAAGAAGGCCUAUCCAGAGUUGGAUUUGUCAAUGGUCAAACUUGAGGACCAAGCCCAGACUUCUGCCCUCCCCGUCGCCUCCGAAAAUACGGAGGACCUCUUUGGCGAAGACGCUGUUCAAGGAGACGGAGAGUCCGUCCCGUCGAAGGAUGUCCAAGUCGCUGAACAAAAGAAAGAUUAAUGUCUAUGUAAUUUAUUUUGAGAACAAUCCGUCCCUUUUUUUUUUUUUUUUUUAAUUUACAUUUCAGAACAAUCCGUCCUCUUUAAUUGUAUUAAACACUUGCUUUUUGGGCUUUUGGCUUAAUGUUCAUAUAUGCUUUCUAUCAUUGUUUGGUACUUUGUUUAAAGGUCCGUCCUCCUUCUUGAGGAAGGAUUUUUAUGAGAAUAUUUUGUUUAUCCGUGAUACUCCGUCCACAUUGCAGACUUAUCAUUUUGUGUUGAUUGAGCAUUUACA